AUGAUUGGAUACGCGUGCCUGGAGCACUGGGAGGAGCGCUACAAGAAGGAUCCUGAACCCUUUGAUUGGUUUAAUAAUUAUGCUGCCUUUAAACCCUUCCUCCUUUCUGCUGGUCUUGAUGAGAGUCAUGAUAUCCUCAUGCUUGGAUGUGGAACAUCUACAAUGAGUGAGGGUUUAUGGGAGGACGGGUACCGUUCAAUAGUAAAUAUUGAUUUUUCUCCUUAUUGUAUAAAUCUUAUGCAACAAAGAUAUGCAGACAAACCAGGAAUGACAUACAAACAAGCAUUUGAUUUUGUUAUUGAUAAAGGAACACUCGACUGUAUACUUUGCGGGGAGAAAUCUUUUGAAAAUGCUCACAAGGCCCUUACCCAUAUAUCCCAAGUCUUGAAGCCUGGUGGUGUAUACAUGAUGAUAUCUUAUGGGUUACCUGUCUUCCGUCUUAAUCAUCUACAAAAGAAAGAAUUAGGAUGGACAGUUGAUGUACAAACCCUAGAAAAACCCUCCUUAAACCCUCCAGCGGCUGAAGUAGAAGGGAAGCCUGAACUCCACUACAUCUACAUAUGCAAGAAGGAGCCGGCGCCUGCGGAAGAGGCUGCUCCUGCAGAAGAGAAGAAGCAACCUGAGAGCUAA
Eimeria maxima is the source of this 630-nucleotide messenger RNA. RefSeq lists its product as hypothetical. The transcript has 9 exons. The coding region runs from base 1 to 630 and encodes 209 amino acids. The record is from RefSeq and is a predicted model, not a curated record. NCBI's taxonomy places the organism in Eukaryota, Apicomplexa, Conoidasida, Eucoccidiorida, Eimeriidae.